Molecule: messenger RNA, 2010 nt
Organism: Trifolium pratense (red clover)
Lineage: Eukaryota; Viridiplantae; Streptophyta; Magnoliopsida; Fabales; Fabaceae
Exons: 2
Coding region: 463-1626 (387 amino acids)
Biological process (GO): protein N-linked glycosylation; N-acetylglucosamine metabolic process
Cellular component (GO): membrane
Molecular function (GO): beta-1,4-mannosylglycoprotein 4-beta-N-acetylglucosaminyltransferase activity
Source: RefSeq, a predicted model, not a curated record
AUCUUUGUUCGAUUGUAUCGUCACUCAUUCAUCCAAUAGAGAGAGAAGUGACCCUAUCUAUCUACUUAUAAAGUGCAACAAAACGCACACCAAACGGCUAUAAUUGGCGUUAAGAAUUCCAAUUACUACAAUUUUUUCCAAAUUCCAAUUACUACAAUUUUUUCCAAAUUCCAAUUACAAUACAAAAAACCUCUCUUUUCUGUUCAAUUAAGAGAGAGAAACAAACAUAGCCUCAAAAACCAAAGAUCAUUACUGGGUUUUUGCCUCUUUACAUUUUUCCUUUUUAUUUUUCAUUUUUUGUCACCUUUUAUUUAAAAGGGUUUUCAAUUUACAGUAUCCAUAAACAAAUUCUCCACUUUUCUUUCCUUUUUUGCAUUUUCUAUUUUUAUAUAUUUUCCAACACGCACACACAAAAAAAAAAACAUAAACUUUUGUUUUUGUUUUCGUUGGUUGUUCUUCACCAUGUCUGAGAGCUAUAUUAAUUCGAAGAAAACUGAUGAUAUCUGCGAUGAUGUUUGUGGACAGCAGGGAACACCUGCAGCACUGAGUAUGUCGAGACUGAGGUGUAUUUUCCGAGGAUUGGACUUCAGGACAUAUAUAUUCAUGUUUGUGAUAAUCCCGGUAGGCUUCUUUGUUAUUUAUUUGCAUGGUCAGAAAAUAUCAUACUUUCUGAGACCGUUGUGGGAAUCUCCACCGAAACCGUUUCAUGAAAUCCCUCACUAUUAUCAUGAGAAUGUGUCGAUGAAGUCUCUUUGCAAACUUCAUGGGUGGGGAAUUCGCGAAUCACCUAGACGAGUCUUUGAUGCUGUUUUGUUUAGUAAUGAAGUUGACAUGCUUACUAUCCGGUGGAAAGAAAUGUAUCCGUAUGUUUCUCAGUAUGUACUUCUCGAAUCAAACUCAACGUUUACAGGAUUUGUCAAACCGUUGAUUUUCGCAAGCAAUCGAGACAAGUUCAAGUUUAUUGAGGAACGGCUGACAUAUGGGGUUAUUGGUGGAAGAUUUAGGAAAAAGGAAAAUCCUUUCGUUGAGGAGGCGUAUCAAAGAGUUGCCUUGGAUCAGCUUCUGAGGAUAGCAGGCAUUGAAGAUGAUGAUCUUUUGAUAAUGUCUGAUGUUGAUGAGAUUCCUAGUGCACACACAAUUAAUCUCUUGAGGUGGUGCGACGAAAUCCCUCCGAUACUUCACCUUCAACUGAGGAAUUACUUGUAUUCUUUCGAGUUUUUUCUCGACAACAAAAGUUGGAGAGCGUCAAUCCAUAGAUACCAAGCUGACAAGACAAGGUAUGCACACUAUAGACAAUCCGAUCUACUGUUGUCGGAUGCUGGCUGGCAUUGCAGCUUUUGUUUCCGCCAUAUCAGUCAAUUUGUAUUUAAGAUGAAAGCUUACAGCCACUACGAUCGGGUGCGGUUUCCUCAUUACUUAAAUCCUGACCGAAUUCAGAAUGUGAUAUGUAAAGGGGCUGACUUAUUCGACAUGCUUCCUGAAGAGUAUACAUUUAAGGAGAUCAUCGGAAAACUAGGACCUAUUCCUCAUUCUUAUUCCGCAGUGCAUCUUCCUGCAUAUUUGUUAAAUAACGCCGAUAGAUACAAGUACUUGUUACCUGGUAACUGCAAAAGAGAAAGUGGCUGACUCCAAAUGUAGGUGUUUCCUUUAAUUUUGGUACAAAUUGAGCUUUAUUGAAUGAUUCUUAGGGUCAUUCUUUAGAGGGAUACUCAGAUAGAUAAGCCUGAUAAGAUUUUGAAAUUUGACAGGAAACCACUGUUUAUCCAAUUUUCAAUCCUUAUGGAUUGUGGAGAGACAUGUGAGAUUCUCAAGUGAGGAGAAUGAGGGAAAACUAGUUUUUUUUAAUGGCUUUUGGGCAAGCUUUUGUACCUUAUCUCUAGGUUUGCAUAAACCCUAAUAGUUGCUUGUCGUAUCCCGAGCUCUUCUUGUGGGAAUUUGGAUUUUAUCGGAUAAGUUAUACACAUAACAACCACUUUGGUUGCUUACUGAUUUUAACUUUUAAUUCAAUUG